CAAAGAUUUUAAGGAGAGCUACUGGAUAUGGUGUUUCUCAUCUUUGCGCGCUUCGUGCACGUGGGACAGAUUUCCUGGAGAAGAAAUCUAAAACUCUUCUAGCGCCAUCAGAUGUGGAAAAAUAAGCCCCGGGCGUCCACUCCCGUCGCACGCGUCAAGAUGAUCAGCCGCGGACUCCUAGUUCUCUGCGCCGCGCUCCUGGCGCACGGACUCGACUCCUCCGCCGGAAACACCCCCGCCGGAAAUGCCCUGACCGGAAACGUCCCGCCCGCCGUCCUCGCCUCCGGGAAGAGCUCCGCGGAGGCCGCCUCCGCCAGCCUCAAAGCAACCCCCGUUUCCGGUAAAAGCGCCCCCAUCACCGGCGACUCCAGCUCAGUGGAAAGCGUCCCUUACAUCAACUACACCCCCGUUUCCGGUAGAAGCGCACCCCUGACCGGCGAUUCCAGCUCCGCGGAAAGUGUUUCAUCCAUCAGUUCUUCGUCCGCUUCCGGUAAAAGUUCAGAAAGCGCGUCGUCCAGUGCUAUCAACCCUACGUCCGUUUCCGAUAAAAGUGCGUCCGUGACCAGUGCUUCUUCGGAAAGCGCGUCGUCCAGCGGAAGUACCCUGAACCCCACCCCUGUUGCCAGUAAAAGUGUAUCUACCAGUGACUCCAGCUCGUCUUCGGAAAGCGCGUCGUCUAGCGGAAGUUCUGCGAACUCCACCCCCGUUUCCGGUAAAGGUGUCGUUUCCGGCAAAGGCUCCUCGGAGAGCGCCGCGCUGACCGGAAGUGCCGACAUGUCUUCCGGCUCCUGGGAGACCAUCCUCCCUGACGGCAGCAACCCUAGCUCGGUUGUAGCGUUCGCCGGCGAGAGCGCCGACAUGGAGCCUGCCGCCUCUUCGAACGCCGAGGCUAAGGCCGAGGCAAAGGCAUCCCCCAGCCCGAAGAACAAGUCCAACCCGAAGAGUGAGUACGAGAACAUCUCCAAGCCCAAAACCACGACGGCGCCUUCGAAGGAUGACAGCGAGGAUAGCUCCGACGGGGACGACAGCGAUGACACGGAGACGAACGGUCAUGGAGAGACCCACCAGGACCAGCAGCUCUCGAAGCCCAACUCGACGGAGAAACCCAAGACCAAACCGGAGUCUUCUUCCAUCAUGACCGUGACGAAGAGCCCGAAGAACUCGACGAGUUCCUCCGGGAACAAAACCACGAUCGCGCCCCCGCAAACCGGAGGUUCCGGGUCCCAGACCCUCCAGUCCGGCGAGGACCAGUCCGGGGCAGAUCACGUGACCUGCGGUGCCCUCGCCCUUCUGGCCGUGUGCGUGCACUUUGCACUUUCGUACUGACCGCGAGUCCCGACUGCAGACUGUCUUGUGCCACGUACGCUUCUCUGCCAUCCAUUCUGUCCAAAGUGAUGAUUUUUCGUACUAAAUUAUUGUGAAUGUGAUCCAAUUUUGUUCAUUUAAAUAUGUUUUGGUUUUCUAA
Bemisia tabaci is the source of this 1465-nucleotide messenger RNA. Lineage: Eukaryota; Metazoa; Arthropoda; Insecta; Hemiptera; Aleyrodidae. The record is from RefSeq and is a predicted model, not a curated record.